Procambarus clarkii (red swamp crayfish) is the source of this 1915-nucleotide messenger RNA. Lineage: Eukaryota; Metazoa; Arthropoda; Malacostraca; Decapoda; Cambaridae. The record is from RefSeq and is a predicted model, not a curated record.
CUGGCCUUCCCAACCACCAAGCUGGCCUUCCCAACCAUCAAGCUGGCCUUCCCAACCAUCAAGCUGGCCUUCCCAACCAUCAAGCUGGCCUUCCCAACCACCAAGCUGGCCUUCCCAACCACCAAGCUGGCCUUCCCAACCAUCAAGCUGGCCUUCCCAACCAUCAAGCUGGCCUUCCCAACCAUCAAGCUGGCCUUCCCAACCACCAAGCUGGCCUUCCCAACCACCAAGCUGGCCUUCCCAACCAUCAAGCUGGCCUUCCCAACCAUCAAGCUGGCCUUCCCAACCAUCAAGCUGGCCUUCCCAACCACCAAGCUGGCCUUCCCAACCAUCAAGCUGGCCUUCCCAACCAUCAAGCUGGCCUUCCCAACCAUCAAGCUGGCCUUCCCAACCACCAAGCUGGCCUUCCCAACCAUCAAGCUGGCCUUCCCAACCAUCAAGCUGGCCUUCCCAACCAUCAAGCUGGCCUUCCCAACCACCAAGCUGGCCUUCCCAACCAUCAAGCCUGGCCUUCCCAACUAUCAAGCUGGCCUUCCCAACUAUCAAGCUGGCCUUCCCAACUAUCAAGCUGGCCUUCCCAACUAUCAAGCUGGCCUUCCCAACUAUCAAGCUGGCCUUCCCAACCAUCAAGCUGGCCUUCCCAACCAUCAAGCUGGCCUUCCCAACCACCAAGCUGGCCUUCUCAACCACCAAGCUGGCCUUCCCAACCAUCAAGCUGGCCUUCCCAACCACCAAGCUGGCCUUCCCAACCACCAAGCUGGCCUUCCCAACCAUCAAGCUGGCCUUCCCAACCAUCAAGCUGGCCUUCCCAACCACCAAGCUGGCCUUCCCAACCACCAAGCUGGCCUUCCCAACCACCAAGCUGGCCUUCCCAACCAUCAAACUGGCCUUCCCAACCACCAAGCUGGCCUUCCCAACCAUCAAGCUGGCCUUCCCAACCACCAAGCUCGUCUUCCCAACCAUCAAGCUGGCCUUCCCAACCACCAAGCUGGCCUUCCCAACCAUCAAGCUGGCCUUCCCAACCAUCAAGCUGGCAUUCCCAACCAUCAAGCUGGCCUUCCCAACCACCAAGCUCGUCUUCCCAACCAUCAAGCUGGCCUUCCCAACCAUCAAGCUGGCCUUUCCAACCAUCAAACUGGCCUUCCCAACCACCAAGCUGGCCUUCCCAACCACCAAACUGGCCUUCCCAACCACCAAGCUGGCCUUCCCAACCACCAAGCUGGCCUUCCCAACCACCAAGCUGGCCUUCCCAACCACCAAGCUGGCCUUCCCAACCAUCAAGCUGGCCUUCCCAACCACCAAGCUGGCCUUCCCAACCAUCAAGCUGGCCUUCCCAACCACCAAGCUGGCCUUCCCAACCACCAAGCUGGCCUUCCCAACCACCAAGCUGGCCUUCCCAACCACCAAGCUGGCCUUCCCAACCACCAAGCUGGCCUUCCCAACCAUCAAGCCGGCCUUCCCAACCACCAAGCUGGCCUUCCCAACCACCAAGCUGGCCUUCCCAACCACCAAGCUGGCCUUCCCAACCACCAAGCUGGCCUUCCCAACCAUCAAGCUGGCCUUCCCAACCACCAAGCUGGCCUUCCCAACCACCAAGCUGGCCUUCCCAACCACCAAGCUGGCCAUCCCAACCAUCAAGCUGGCCUUCCCAACCACCAAGCUGGCCUUCCCAACCACCAAGCUGGCCUUCCCAACCACCAAGCUGGCCUUUCCAACCACCAAGCUGGCCUUCCCAACCAUCAAGCUGGCCUUCCCAACCACCAAGCUGGCCUUCCCAACCACCAAGCUGGCCUUCCCAACCACCAAGCUGGCCUUCCCAACCACCAAGCUGGCCUUCCCAACCACCAAGCUGGCCUUCCCAACCACCAAGCUGGCCUUCCCAACCUCCCUCACUGCUGUGAUUCAUCUUUGCUGA